Messenger RNA from Ricinus communis (castor bean), 2058 nucleotides. RefSeq names its product external alternative NAD(P)H-ubiquinone oxidoreductase B4, mitochondrial. The coding region runs from base 163 to 1902 and encodes 579 amino acids. The transcript is spliced from 10 exons. NCBI's taxonomy places the organism in Eukaryota, Viridiplantae, Streptophyta, Magnoliopsida, Malpighiales, Euphorbiaceae. Gene Ontology annotation, molecular function: NADH dehydrogenase activity; calcium ion binding. The record is from RefSeq and is a predicted model, not a curated record.
UUGCACUACCACUGAUUCCUCCCAUUCUUUAGGAUCUGUAUAUCAAAAACUUCCUCCUCUUCUGCAACCUGGUUUUCGGAUUCUCCUGUCUGUCUAAAAGAAAAUUUAUCAAAAGAAAUAAGUAUUUGAAGUGAAGAAAGAAAACGGAACAGGUAUUAUACAAUGAGAGGCUUUACGUUCUAUGAAAGAGUCUUUCGAGCUUUUCACGACAACCCAACAUUUCCCAAGCUUCUUGUUCUCUCCACUGUCAGUAGUUGUGGUCUACUGGCAUUUUCUGAUGCAAAUCAAUCUCAAAGUUUAGUUUCUGAAUCUGCUCAAAGUGAAUGCAAGAAGAAGAAAGUGGUAGUGCUUGGAACAGGUUGGGCUGGCGUCAGUUUCCUGAAAAACUUGAAAAGUUCAUCAUAUGAAGUUCAUGUUGUGUCGCCUCGCAACUAUUUCGCAUUUACUCCUCUGUUACCAAGUGUUACAAAUGGAACAGUGGAAGCCCGUAGCAUUGUGGAACCGCUUCGAAAUAUUGUGAGGAAGAAGCCUUUUAAAGUUGAGUUCAAGGAAGCUGAGUGCUAUAAGAUUGAUCCUGUAAAUAAGAAAAUUCACUGUCGAUCUAGGCAUGCAAAGAAUUUGGGUGGCACUGAAGAAUUCACAAUGGAUUAUGACCUUCUGGUGGUGGCAAUGGGAGCUAGUUCAAAUACUUUCAACACCCCUGGUGUUUUGGAAUACGCCCAUUUCUUGAAGGAAGUAGAAGAUGCUCAGAAAAUUCGCAAGUCCAUAAUAGAUUGCUACGAACGGGCAAGUCUUCCUAAUAUAAGUGAAGAAGAGAAGAAGAGGAUCAUGCAUUUCGUGGUUGUGGGUGGUGGUCCAACAGGUGUCGAAUAUGCUGCAGAGCUUCAUGACUUUGCAUUUGAAGAUUUGGCUCGGCUAUAUCCUUCUGUCAGAGACCACCUCAGAAUCACCCUUCUUGAGGCUGGGGAUCACAUUUUGAACAUGUUUGAUGUAAGAAUCACUAAAUUUGCUAUGGAGAAGUUCUCUAGAGAUGGUAUUGAUGUAAAGACAGGUUCGAUGGUCAUAAAAGUUAAUGAGAGGGACAUUUCCACUAAAGAUAGAAGAACCGGCCAAACAGUUUCUAUACCAUAUGGAAUGGUUCUUUGGUCAACUGGUGUUGCUACUCGCCCUGUAAUUAAGGAGUUUAUGCACCAAAUCGGUCAGGGUAACAGGCGCGUUUUAGCAACUGAUGAAUGGUUGAGGGUUGAAGGAUGUGACACUAUAUAUGCGCUCGGUGACUGUGCCACGAUAAACCAGCGCAGAGUCAUGGAAGAUAUAGCAGCAAUAUUCAGCAAAGCAGACAAGAAUAGUACAGGUUUUCUACAUCUCCAAGACUUCAAAGAAGUUGUUGAGCACAUCUGUGAGAGGUACCCUCAAGUGAAUAUUUAUUUGCAAAAGAACAAACUGAAAAAUUUUGAUAAUCUACUGGAGGAUGCUCAAGGAAAUGACAAAAAACAGAUAGAUAUAGAAACAUUUAAGAAGGCUCUAUCUGAAGUGGACAAGCAAAUGAAAAAUCUUCCUGCAACGGCUCAGGUUGCUGCUCAACAAGGUGAAUACCUUGCAAAGUGUUUCAAUCGUAUGGAGCAAUGUGAAAAGUAUCCUGAAGGUCCUAUAAGAUUUAGGGGCACGGGCCGCCAUCGGUUUCAUCCUUUCAGGUACAAACACUUUGGACAAUUUGCUCCCUUGGGAGGAGAACAAACUGCAGCUCAACUACCAGGAGACUGGGUCUCUAUUGGCCAUAGCACUCAAUGGCUCUGGUAUUCAGUGUAUGCAAGUAAGCUAGUGAGUUGGCGCACAAGAACUUUGGUGAUAUCUGACUGGUUCAGAAGGUUCGUAUUUGGAAGGGACUCGAGCAAAAUCUGAGACUGGUUGGAAAAACAUCUCGUCCCAUAUCAACUUUAAUUCUUUGGGAACUUUCCUUGUAUUCCUUUAUUUAUUGUUACAAAAAUAAUUCCUUAGCAGAAUAGCUUUUCUCAGGAAGAAUGUCAGCGUAAUAAUACAGUCGUUUUCCAUUGUUUA